Trichogramma pretiosum is the source of this 656-nucleotide messenger RNA. RefSeq names its product probable NADH dehydrogenase [ubiquinone] 1 alpha subcomplex subunit 5 (gene ND-13B). Gene Ontology annotation, biological process: respiratory electron transport chain. The record is from RefSeq and is a predicted model, not a curated record. The transcript has 3 exons. The coding region runs from base 154 to 510 and encodes 118 amino acids. NCBI's taxonomy places the organism in Eukaryota, Metazoa, Arthropoda, Insecta, Hymenoptera, Trichogrammatidae.
UACGUGUUUCGUCUGCUCGUUAAGUUCCAAGUGUUAUUUGAUUGUGUUAGAUCAUAAUUCAUCGAUUUGUUUUCAGCACUACUUUAUAUUGUACUGAAAAAUAGUGUACGAUCAUACAUUAAAUAUACUUUGACUGAAAAAAUUAACCAAAUCAUGUCUACCAUUAUUAAGAAAACUACUGGUUUAACUGGCCUUGAACCUAAUUCUAAUGCUCGUCGAUCGUUGUCUAUAACUUAUGGUAAAAUCAUUCGAUUGUUAGAGAAGUUGCCCGAAAAUUAUUUAUACAAACAAUAUACCAAAAAUUUAAUACAGAGUCGAUCUGAAAUUAUUAAUAAGACGCAGUCUACCACUGAGAUUGAAGAUAAAAUUGGAUGUGGUCAAAUUGAAGAGUUAUUAAUACAAGCUGAUAAUGAGUUGAAACUCCUGCGAGAUACAAUGCAAUGGCAAUCUUGGAAGUCUCCUACUAAUCUAAAUAUUGAAAAUCAAUGGUCAUGGCCACCUUGCAAAUAGAAAAAUAAUUUUAAAACUUGAUAAGUUUUAAAAUUAAAAAUGUAUUCCAUAGAAUAUCUUAUUCCCGCUUAUUAUACUUUGAUUCGUUAUAUUGUAAAUUUUAUUUUAAAAUAGCCAAUACUAAAUUGUUUAAACUCGAUACGAAA